Molecule: messenger RNA, 1091 nt
Organism: Caenorhabditis sp. 36 PRJEB53466
Lineage: Eukaryota; Metazoa; Nematoda; Chromadorea; Rhabditida; Rhabditidae
Source: the annotation of a GenBank genome assembly
AUGUGUCGUGGAAGCAGCCGUCACAUUUUCUAUUUUCCGUGGAGAGUCAGCCUCACCAUGCUACAACAAGUUGAACGAAUUGUCGAGAGUAUCAACACGUCGGUACGAUUUCUAAAAAUGUAAAUUUCACUGAUUUAUACCCAUUUUCAGGCCGAAUGUGCCAGUCAUAUCAUCCCACACGCAGGACGUCAUCUCUUCAGAUCUUAUAACGCUCUCUACAAAGCUAUGGUCAGUUUUGCUUCCGAAAAGUUUAAACAACAUAUUAAAACACUCAUUUUUUUAUGGCUCAUUUGCCAACAGAACGCUCUUUAACAACGGGUUCGUUCUCGAGAACCUUGUUGAUUUGUACGAAGGAUGGAAGGGAAUCGCCGAUGAGAAUCCGGGGCCCGAGAUCAGUUUCAGUCGGAAUGACAUUGAAACUCUCACUUGGUGUCCGGAGCAUCAGACUUUCAUUGACAUGUUCCGAUUGGAUAACAUUCUCGUCGGCUCUCACUUUAACAACGCGCACGAGAUGUUGGACCUUGACGAGUGAGAUCGGAAGAAAUUUCCAGACUGGGUUCAUGAACUUUCAUUUUUUAGGGUCUUUGUCCAGAUUGUGAGAUCCGUCACCCCGUCGUUGGCCGAGUCGGAAGAAGAAGAGGACUCUGAAGUUGCGAACUUCUUCCCCGAGCCCCAAAGCCAUGUGUUCCAUUUCUCCGUCCCACUCUCCAAUUGGCAAGUGGAGUCUGAGCUCGAACGCCGCAACAUUCUGCGAUCACGUGUCGAUUCCACUUUCCGUGAUAAUUCGCUGCACAAUUCUUCCCCGAGUUUCUCGCGUCGUUCAUCGAUCAGUUCGAUUGGAGACGAUUUCGAUGAGGUUCACAACUACGUCUCCCUUGAGAAUGGUCAUUUCGACGAGUUUGAAGACCUCAUGCAAAUCUACUCGCACGUCACUUUCGUUAGCGACACUAUGCCACGCCCGGUAAUUGAAAAUUUGAUAUUUAUUUCGCACAAAACUGAUUUUUUUGCAGACAUUCACUGUCAACAGUCGCGUCUCGAGCGAAAUUUCCCUGUUCCAGCAGAUGAACCUGGAUGAAAGCUCCGCAGAAUGA